AUGGCGGAUGAACAAAAAGGAUUCUCAGUUAAAGGUUGCGCCAAGGAAAUCAGUCGUCACGAUCACAAUCCAGAGCUGCAAUCUAUUCAAUUAAGGAGAAUCAAAUUUGUGUGGAAGAUUAGAGUUCCUUCUAAGGUGGGUAUAUUCGGUUGGAGGUUCGUUUUGGGUAGACUACCGACGAGAGAACAAUUGAAAAUUAGAGGGAUUAUAGUGGAUGAUAUAGAUUGUUGUUGCGUUUUCUGUUUUCAAGAAAUGGAAACCUCUUCUCCUCAUUUUGACAGUUGCCCAUUUACUAGAAGAAUUUGGAACAAAGUGGGACAAUGGAUAGGGGAUAACGUGAACUUGCAAAAUGAGGAUCUGAGGAAUUUCUUGGAUCAUUUUGAUAAGAUUAAGGCGGUAAAAGAACGAUUAACUGUGGGAGUAAUUUGGAUAGCGGUCAUGUGGAAUCUGUGGAUGAUAAGAAAUGCUAUUCUCUUCAAAGGUAGCAUUUUUAAUUUCGACGAGUGUUUCUCCGCUAUCGUCCUUAGUUCCUGA
This is a messenger RNA of Vicia villosa (hairy vetch), 534 nucleotides long. RefSeq lists its product as uncharacterized. NCBI's taxonomy places the organism in Eukaryota, Viridiplantae, Streptophyta, Magnoliopsida, Fabales, Fabaceae. The coding region runs from base 1 to 534 and encodes 177 amino acids. The record is from RefSeq and is a predicted model, not a curated record. The transcript has a single exon.